UUUUUAUUAAUAUAUUGGGCAGCUUUUCAACAUAUUUCUUCUCUUAUUGAAUCAAGACUUUCAGACACUGCAACCACCACCUUCUAAUUCUGUAGCUCUUCCUUCCCUUACAACAAUGGCUGAAGCAUUCCUCUUCGAUCUUGCAAUCGAAAUAAUGAAAAAGUUGGGUUCCCAUGCUAUCCAGGAGAUUGGCCUGUACUGGGGCUUCAAAGACGAGCUUCACAAGCUCAACAGAAUGGUAUCCACCAUCAAAGUUGUGCUUCUUCAUGCAGAGGAGCUGUCAUCGGAGAAUCGUCAAGUCAAAGAGUGGCUUUCGAUGCUCAAAGAUGCAUUUUAUGAUGCUGAUGACUUGUUGGAUGAGUUAUCACUCAAGGCUUUACAAAAACAAGUUAUGACUGGCACAAGAAUGGCCAAGGAGGUACGCCUUUUCUUUUCCAGCUCAAAUCCAUUUGCUUAUGGUCUUAAAAUGGCUCAUAAGAUUAAGGCAAUCAGAGAAAGAUUAGCUGAGAUAGCUGAAAAUAAGAAGUUUUUCUUGGAGGAGCGCCAUGAGGAGGGGCGUAUUGCAGCUAAUAACUGCAGGCGCCAAACUCAAUCCUCACCACCUGCAUUAGUUGUUGGCAGGGAACAUGAUAAGGAGGCAAUUAUAGAGCUUCUGAUGAAAUCCAGUGAUGAAGAGAAUGUGUCAAUUAUUCCCAUAAUUGGAAUUGGUGGAUUGGGAAAGACAACAUUAGCCCAACUUGUGUAUGAUGAUGAGAAAGUCAAAGGGCAAUUUGAGCCAAAAGCAUGGGCAUGUGUCUCAGAUAAUUUUGAUGUAAAAUUAAUAGUUGAAAAGAUUUUAGAAUCUGUGUCUCGUCAGAAACCUAAUUGUAGCGAGAUGGAUGCAUUGAAAAGUCUCCUUCGUGACAAAAUUAUUGGGAAGAAAUACUUGAUUGUGUUGGAUGACAUAUGGAAUGAGGAUUCAGAAAAAUGGAAUCGCUUAAAGGACUUGCUAGUUGGUGGUGCAAGAGGAAGCAAAAUAAUAAUAACCACGCGACUUAGAAAGGUUGCAGAGUUGGCUCGCCCCAUUGCUAUGUAUGAAUUACAAGGCUUGCCUAAAUCUGAAUCUUGGUCAUUGUUUGAAAAAAUAGCAUUCAAGCGAGGACAAGUGGUAAGUCAAAGCCAUGAAGAUAUAGGAAGGGAAAUUGUAGCGAAGUGUUGGGGGGUUCCUUUGGCCAUAAGAACAAUAGGAAGUCUCUUGUACUUGAAGGAUUCCGAAUCUGAAUGGUUAUCCUUCAAAAGUAAAGAACUCUCAAAGGUAAAUCAGUGUGAAAGUGAUAUUUUACCCACUCUUAAGUUGAGUUAUAAUUAUUUGCCUUCGCAUUUGAAACAAUGCUUUGCAUAUUGCGCGUUAUUUCCAAAAGACUAUGAAAUUGAUGUUGAAAAGUUAAUACAUCUUUGGAUGGCACAAGGUUUUGUGAAGUCAUCGGAUCCAAGCCAAUGUCUUAUAGACGUUGGUCUUGAAUAUUUUGAUGAUCUUCUUUGGAGGUCUUUUUUUCAAGAAGUUAAAAAAGAUGACUUUGGUAAUUAUAGCUAUUGUAAAAUGCAUGAUUUGAUGCAUGACCUUGCAAUGUCGGUUGCUGGAGAGGAGUGUGCUUCAUCAAAUUUUGAGGUGGGAUAUACAAAUGAGAAAAGUCGCCAUAUUUCAUUUGUAUGUGAUUGGCGCUCACAUUUGAAACCUUCCAUGUUUAAUAAGACAAACAAGGUACGAACAUUCCUUUUGUUAAAUUCAGGAUCGGUUCUUAGCGAUGAGGAACAAUGCCAUUCAAUUUUUCAUAACAUGAGACGUUUAAGGGUGUUAGAUCUACACAACUUAGAUUUGAAUACUCUGCCAUUUUCUGUUGAGAAAUUGAAGCAUCUAAGGUAUCUUGAUCUUUCUAGGAAUGGUAUCAAAAAACUUCCUGAUUCAAUCACCAAACUACAAAACUUACAAGUGCUGAAACUGGAAGGCUGUAGCAGGCUUAUACGUUUACCAAAAGACACGAGAAGGUUGGUCAAUCUCAGGUGUCUUGACCUCAGUUAUUGUUCUGGGUUGACUCAUAUGCCACGUGGGAUUGGACAAUUGAGUUCACUGGAGAGAUUAUCGAGAUUUGUCGUAGCCAAGGAUAAUACUGUGUGCAGUGGACUCGGUGAAUUACAAGGAUUGAACAACUUGAGAGGAGAGUUGAAGAUUGUGAAUUUGCGUUAUGUGAAAAAUGGUACAUCUGAAUUUAAGGCGGCCAAUUUGAAAGAGAAGCAACAUCUUCAGAUCCUGGAAUUAGUAUGGAAUGAAGACGGUGAUGAUAGUGAGGGUGCAAAUGACGUUGAGAAUGAUGAAAUGGGGUUGGAAGCGUUACGGCCCCACCAAAAUUUGAAAGAGCUAUCUUUGGAGUUCUACAGAGGAGUGAAGUUUCCCAGCUGGAUUUCUUCCCUCACAAAUUUGAUGUCCAUUCGUUUCUGGUUUUGCAAAAGCAUAAAGCGUCUCCCACCAUUUGAUCAGCUUCUUUCUCUUAAAUCUUUGUACAUUUCUGGAUUAACUAAUCUAGAGUAUAUAGAUACUGAUGGAGGAUCUUCAUCAUUCUGUCCUUCCCUAAAACAACUCGACCUCUUCGGCUGCCCUAAUCUGAAGGGAUGGCUGACGUGCGUGAGGAAUGAUGGAACGGCAGACCUCCCUAGAUUUCCUUGUCUUUCCAUUUUGGCUUUCCAUAAUUGCCCUAACCUGACUUCCAUGCCAUUACUUCCGUCUUUAGAAAAAUUGUAUUUUCGUGGUGGCGGUGGGAAGCAAUUAGAGCAUAUAAUAAAGAUGAUUAUUUCAGCAUCACAGUCCAGCUCCAGCUCCUCCUCCUCAUCCUCUUCUUCUUCUUUCCCAAUCUCUCAAUUUAAAAAUCUAACCAUUCAUGAAGUUGAAGAUUUAGAAUUUCUGCCAGAGUUGCUGUUUAACCUCACUUCUCUGCAAUGUCUGACCAUUUGUGAUUGCCAAAAAAUAACAACUCUGUCACGUGAUGAGAAUGAUAAAGGAAUGCAAUGGCAAGGCCUUCAAAACCUCCGUUCUCUAGCAUUUUAUGAUAAUCGAAGCUUGGUGUCUCUCCCAAAGGGACUUCAGUAUGCUACCACUCUGCAUCGUCUCCAUAUCGUUGGUUGUCCUAAUUUGAUGUCUUUAGCAGAGGGGAUGGACAACCUUACCGAAUUACAAUUUUUGCACAUACGGAGUUGUCCCCAACUAGCAGCAAAAUGUGAAAAGAAUGUUGGGGAGGAUUGGCCCAAGGUUGCUCACAUCCCAAAUAUUUAUAUCAAUGGCGAAGAAAUUCAACGGAAUCUUUGAUUAGAAAAAUCCUGUGCACUUUCCCUGGAUGUGGAGAAACUUCAACUUGCAGUCAGUCUUCUACAACUUAAUAUUUUCAUUAACUCAAGAGGAAUUGCAUACAAAACCAGCAUCAGUUCUAGCUCUUCAAUUUUUUGUUUUUGUGACUUGUUGUGCAGGUUGUUUGGGUUGGGUUUCAAAAAGAUGCAAGGAGAAAAAACAGGAUUGGCAGACAAUUCUAACUUAAUGCUCUUGUCCCCAUGCUUGUGUAUGGUUUCAGAAGUAUCAACAAAGUGUUGUAUGGAUUUGCCAUUUUUCUAGUCUGAUAAAUAUCACACUUCGAUAUAAGAAUACAGAUGACUCUGGAUUGCUAUGGAUGCUGACACUUGAAGACCAUGUAUUUCUUCAGACCAAUCUGGUAUUGCUAGAAUUAUCCAACAAAUUGAAUGUUCAUGAGAUAUUGUUAUUAUUUAUCUAUUUUUUAACAGAUUGGUAUUUUGCAAUUGGAGUGUUCUUGUAGGAGAUUUAAGAGGGGAAGUGUGAAAUAAAUAUUUCCUAUUGGUUUCUUCAAACUUCAGAUAAUUAAAAUGAAUGAUUCUCCUCUCCUAUUUCAAGAUGGAGAGAACAGUUGAGGAUUGGCCUUUAUUGUCUCAGAAACACUAACUUUGGUACUUUCAUCUCCUAUGAAUGCCCAUUUACAAACAAUAAUCGUGCAUUUAUUCAAGUACUAAUUGGUAGCAUGGAAGAGGGUAAAAACAUUAAUGCCAACUGCAAGGUUUCGACAAACAAAUGCUUUUCCAUAGUUCCCUAUUUUCUUUCUGCUUAUGAUAAGAAAAUUCUGCUUUUCUUUAAUUAUCUCCUCCUUUUUGUUUUGGCAGGAAAAUUUUGUUUGGUAGGUUGUUUGGGGUGAAUACUUCUAGAGGUUGUUUGGGUUGGGUUUCAAAAAGAUGCAAGGAGAAAAAACAGGAUUGGCAGACAAUUCUAACUUAAUGCUCAUGUCCCCAUGCUUGUGUAUGGUUUCAGAAGUAUCAACAAACCAGUGUUGUAUGGAUUUGCCAUUUUUCUAGUCUGAUAAAUAUCACACUUCGAUAUAAGAAUACAGAUGACUCUGGAUUGCUUUGGAUGCUGACACUUGAAGACCAUGUAUUUCUUCAGACCAACUGGUUGGUUGGGGUGAAUACUUGCUUCUUUUUGAGAAAUUUUCAAGUCCAGUGAAGCACUUUUACAUGUACCAUAUUGUCCAUAGAUCGCAGGUGUAAUGUGUGGAUAAGAACCCUUGAACAGCUUUUUCUUCAAACCAAGCAGGUUUGGCAUCAGGAUAAUGCUUCAAAGGUUGUAAUUUGAACCUUAAAUCCGAUUCAUCAAUUGUGUGACAUCCCAAUGGAUGACAGUGCUUCAGAAUUGGCAAGUAACUAAUGAUCAAUGCCAGAGCAGAAUUAUUUUGGAAAUUUUUCUUAAUGUUGGCAGGAAAUAAGUUUGUCUACAAAGAAAAUUAUAUUACAAAUAAGGAUAUCUACAAAGCAAAUUAAUUAAUCCUAUAGAAUAUUUGAGGGAACCAACAUAAUGUUAAAAGAGUUUUUUGCAUUGGUUUGCCUUAAUUUCAGACAUUCAGUCCUGUGGUUCUUCUGUCCUGUUUCAAAGAGCCAGAGAAGAGUAAUUGAGGAUGGCCUCUUUGUCUUAUGUUACCAAUCCUUUCUUGUUUGACGGGGUUCAACAUUGCUGGUUGAAGAGUUUUGGAUUUACAUGAAGAUCAUUCUUUAUCCAAGUCAGAAUUUUUAGUGAAGUCCUGUCACAAAAGAUACGUUCCUAUAUAGAUCUAGUGGCUUUCCAUGUGAGUUUGAUCAAGGCUCCAGUCAAGGUUCUUCACAAAGUAUUCUGAAAUCUCCAAUGACUAAUAUACUCUUAAAAACAAUUUACCCUUUUGGAUCUAGAGUGGUUCAUGGAGCGGACAUGAGAGUAGAAAACAAUGCAAAAUGAUGCUGCCAGUUUGUCAAAUGCAUGCCUAACUCUUCCAUGUGAAUGUUAGUAAAAUGUGUGGGUCAAGCUUGAUACAAGAAAUAGAACACUUCAACCAAGUAAUAUGCAUAUAACCGAGGAGAUAUCUUGAAGUUCAACUGCAGGCAAACAACAAUGGUUAAGGUCACGAAUGAUAAGACUGAAAUCCUCCUUGUAGAAAUGGUUUUCCCCCCAUAUUUCAAGUUCUCAUCAGCAAAUGAUUGCCCUUUUUUUUUAAUCAUUUCCUGUAUGUUCUGCUGGUCAAUUUCCUUUUUUUUACCCCUUUUUUGGGUUUACAUGCGUUAUCAAUUUUAUUAUGUUUUCUGAUUCACUUUUGGUAAAAACUUAAUAAACCGCAUUUUGGACGGAAGGCAGAAAUUAUAAAAGCAAUGACAGAGCUUUGUGCAAAUCACUGCUUGUAGUUGUGUUUUGGGUUGCAAACUAUUGAAAUGUGUAUCUGAAUUUUGCUAUUUGCAUUUAGUGCAUGAGUGCUGGUAUCUCUUCUCUUC
This is a messenger RNA of Hevea brasiliensis (rubber tree), 5820 nucleotides long. RefSeq names its product putative disease resistance protein RGA3. Gene Ontology annotation, molecular function: ADP binding; protein binding. Gene Ontology annotation, biological process: defense response to other organism. The transcript has 9 exons. NCBI's taxonomy places the organism in Eukaryota, Viridiplantae, Streptophyta, Magnoliopsida, Malpighiales, Euphorbiaceae. The record is from RefSeq and is a predicted model, not a curated record. Bases 116 to 3337 code for a protein of 1073 amino acids.